GUGACAAGCCCACGAGAGCAGGUAUAUAAUGAUUCAAGAUGUUGUCUAGAGAAAAGGCACAUUUUUAACUGACUAUUCGACUUACGAACCUCUUUAUUGCUAUUUCUACAAACCGGAUCUGUAGAGACGACAGAGAGAUGAAGACCCAGGAGACCCUCCACGUAGCCACCCCAGCCAGGGAGAGCCUGCCCCUCACCAAGCUGGCCGGCACCUCUGUCUACCUGAAGCUGGACUCCUCCCAGCCCACCGGCUCCUUCAAGAUCCGGGGCAUCGGACACCUUUGCAAGACCUGGGCUGAAAGAGGUUGCGAGAGAUUCGUCUGUUGUUCAGGUGGAAACGCUGGAAUGGCAGCGGCCUAUUCCGCCCGGAAACUCGGAGUCCCCGCCACCGUCGUGGUCCCCAGUGUCACCCCCAACGCCACGGUGGACAGGCUGAAGGACGAGGGCGCUAACGUCAUCAUCCAUGGCAAGGCGCUGAAUGAGAGUAUUGAGUAUGGACAGCAACUAGUGGCAAAUAACCCUGCCUGGAUCUUCAUCUCUCCCUUCGACGACCCUUUAAUCUGGGAGGGUCACACUUCCCUGGUGGAGGAGUUGGAGUCACAGCUGCAGGUGAAGCCGGGGGCGGUGGUGCUCUCCGUGGGGGGCGGGGGUCUCCUGAACGGGGUGGUGGAAGGUCUGCGUCGCGCUGGCUGGGAAGAUGUCCCCAUCGUCGCCAUGGAGACCGUGGGCGCGCACAGCCUCAACGCUGCCAUGAAGGCCGGGAAGCUGGUCACCCUGCCCGAGAUCACCAGUAUCGCCACGACGUUGGGCCUCACGAGAGUGUCGGCGCAGACCCUGAAACUCGUCGGCGAGCACAAAGUGUUCUCCGAGCUAGUGACAGACCAGGAGGCCGUGAAAGCUGUCGAACGCUUCGUCGAUGACGAGAAGAUCCUGGUGGAACCGGCGUGCGGCGCGGCCCUGGCGGCCGUGUACUGCGACAUCGUCGGUCGCCUGCAGAAGGAGGGCAAGCUGGCGAAGGAUCUGGGGCCUGUGGUGGUCGUGGUGUGCGGAGGCAACAACAUAAGCAUCGAGCAGCUAUGGAGGCUCAAGAAACAGCUGGGAAUGUCUUCCUAGGCGAUGGCCCCGACCAGAGCGACCUCAUGCUUCACUAUUUCAAACCGACACUCCAUUCCGCUCUCGCGCCGGUGC
Osmerus eperlanus (European smelt) is the source of this 1187-nucleotide messenger RNA. Its product is annotated as L-serine dehydratase/L-threonine deaminase-like. The coding region runs from base 138 to 1112 and encodes 324 amino acids. The record is from RefSeq and is a predicted model, not a curated record. The transcript is spliced from 8 exons. Lineage: Eukaryota; Metazoa; Chordata; Actinopteri; Osmeriformes; Osmeridae. Gene Ontology annotation, biological process: L-threonine catabolic process; L-serine catabolic process. Gene Ontology annotation, molecular function: pyridoxal phosphate binding; L-serine ammonia-lyase activity; threonine deaminase activity.